AUGAGACAUUAUGAUGGACGUGGUCAUUACUGCAUUUGGGAUAUUUGUAACAAGGUCUUCAGUCGCAAAGCAGACCUGCGCAGGCACUACCGCAUACACACCAAUGAGCGGCCGUAUCAUUGCACUAGAAGUGCGUUGACGGUGCAUUCGCGAACUCACACGGGAGAGAAACCUCACGUUUGUGAGGACAGAGGAUGCCACAAAGCUUUCGCUGAUUCGUCAAGUCUUGCACGCCAUCGGAGGAUACAUACAGGACAGCGGCCCUAUAUUUGCCGGGUGUCAACUUGCAAGCGAACGUUCCGCCGCAAGGAGGAUUUGACCAAGCAUCAACUUCGGUCCCAUCCCCCGAAAACCGUAAAUCCGCCGUCCUCAAUAAAUACGGUAUCUAGACAUCCUUAUCCAUGGCAGGUCGCCAUUCCCGCAUUGAAUGAACGUCAUCUUUCAACUCGGCAAGAAACAUACCCUCAUACGCAGUCACCGACUUCUGCAUUCGAUGCCCACCAAACAGUAUACGUAACACCAGCUCCCCCUACAAUGGUCGCAUCGAUGGUCGACAUACAGCGUGCUCAGCAAUACUGCGUACAACUAGUACAGCAAAGAUGGCAAUAUGAUCAUGUCUACCAGGAAUAUCUAUCAGUGGGGUUUCAGCAACCCUAUCAUAGCCACCCAAUGGCAACAUGCCCUUCGCGUAUGAUCACUAAUAAUGUGGCUACAAGCCGCCAGCCUAUAUUCUAAGCCAGCAUUAAUGGAC
Aspergillus welwitschiae is the source of this 751-nucleotide messenger RNA. RefSeq names its product C2H2-type zinc finger protein. NCBI's taxonomy places the organism in Eukaryota, Fungi, Ascomycota, Eurotiomycetes, Eurotiales, Aspergillaceae. Bases 1 to 735 code for a protein of 244 amino acids. The transcript has 6 exons. Gene Ontology annotation, cellular component: PcG protein complex; transcription regulator complex. Gene Ontology annotation, molecular function: RNA polymerase II cis-regulatory region sequence-specific DNA binding; DNA-binding transcription factor activity, RNA polymerase II-specific. The record is from RefSeq and is a predicted model, not a curated record. Gene Ontology annotation, biological process: regulation of transcription by RNA polymerase II.